Molecule: messenger RNA, 7090 nt
Organism: Gigantopelta aegis
Lineage: Eukaryota; Metazoa; Mollusca; Gastropoda; Neomphalida; Peltospiridae
Product: protocadherin-9-like
Exons: 4
Coding region: 1405-4278 (957 amino acids)
Biological process (GO): homophilic cell-cell adhesion
Cellular component (GO): plasma membrane
Molecular function (GO): calcium ion binding
Source: RefSeq, a predicted model, not a curated record
UUGUUAUAAUUAUUACCAUAUUCAUAGAAUAAUUGUCCUGUAUAUUUGUGAUUUAAUAUUAUAUCUUUAUUUACAUGUCAAAUAAAACAACAUGUAUUCUUAUAUCAAAUAUCAAGUUUGUAGUUAAUUUUGUGAAAGUUAUGACCCAUGGCUGAACUUUGUGUAAAAAGGUUUAUUCAAUCCGGCUUGUAGCUAAUGUCAUCGGCUGUCAGUGUGUUUGCCGUUGAUGUAUCUUUUUCAUCCAGCUGAUAACAGUGUAUUGGCCUCUGCAAACUGAGAUGUUCUUUUAAUGAUGCACUGGUCUACAGCCUGCUUAGAGCCAGCGUCCAGUGAGUGUGACAACUCCUUUAUUGUACUCUCCACGGGGAACCUGCCUCACUGCAGUACUCGAGGCCCCGCAACAAUCACUGCUCCGUCAAGCACAACCCUCGUUGUGGGCCACUGCUAAUAAGCCAGAAAAAUACUGCUUUUCCCAAGUGUCCCCAGAAAACAAUCAUUGAGGGAAUGGGACCUCAACACUUUGAUGUAAGCUUACCUGCAGUUGUUGCGGCCUGGCUCACUCUUACAGUCAUUGUUAGAAGUCACUUGGAGCAUCUAUAAUGCUGUUUGACACUUGAUGAAACUUGCCUCUUAGAGAUGCUAUUUCAAACUCGAAUUCCAUUUAUCGUUUAUAUAGGUGCGGAGUGUAAUGAUGUAAAAGAGUGGGCAGAAAGUUGCCACAAUUAAACAACUGUUUGUGUCAUAAAACGGGAAUCACACUGUUUACGAUGUUGAAAAAUGUUUAUAUCGGUGAAAAUAGCAGUUGUUACAAUGCCAGUUUAUGGUUUAUGGAUUACUGAAGUGUUGUUAAAGAAUACAGUGUGUGUCAUAAAUGAAGGUCACCACCGGAGAAUGCACGGUUUGGUUGGAGGGAGAGGAAUCUAGCUGUACGAUGUACAAAAAGAACCAGUUGUGAAAAAGACACUAUUCAGUCUUCUUAGAAAGGAGCAGUCUUCACUUAAGGUUAUAUGGUCCAGGCUAACAGGGCAUUCUAGUGAAUAAUAAUGCAUGUAUAUGUGCUGGGAAAAAUGUGAAAGAUGUGUGUAACACUGACACACAAUCAUGUGAGAGUUAGUGAUGAGGAACAAAAUGUGGUACAAAGGUUUUCUGCAGAUCGGAAUAAUAGUGAAGCAUAAGAAAGUUACACCUGUUUAACUAUAUAAAAACAUAUUUGUAAAUAUAUAUUUUAUAGCACAUCUCAUAAAUAUUUCGGAGAAUUCUUCAUUUAUAACACUGGCUGAUGGAUAUCAAAGCACAUGCUGAAAGAUAACAACUUUUAUGUGAAAUGUUUGUGAAUAGUUAAAAGUGUUUCUGAUAAAACCUCUAUAUGAAACUUUUCGGUCACUUCUAAAUGUGUCUGCAGAAAUGAUGGCCAAAACAGUGGAAGGCAGCAGUUUGGUUAGGUUUGCACUGUGUUGGGUUGUGGUGAUUGUAUUCAUGUGUACGUCUGCCUCAAGUCUAAAGACCAGCCUGCAGUACACAGUGCAGGAGGAGGUGAAGAACGGAACACUGAUAGGAAACAUUGCUAUAGACAGUAAGCUAUACAACUCGUUCAACCAGGAGCAGCUGGAGAACAUCCAGUACACCCUCACCAGCACCCACAACCGCAUAUUGCAGGCGUUCACAAUACACAAAACAACCAGUUCCAUCACAACGGCUGGCCGCUUGGACAGAGAGACGCUGUGUGCGUCUGUAGCAGAUUGCAUUCUCAAGUUUGAUGUGAAUGUUUACAUCAGAGAUUCAAAAAGUAACACAUUUGAUCUCCGGGUGAUUCGUGUGCAGGUUACUCUUGAAGAUAUCAAUGACAAUUUCCCAACAUUUCCAGAAACUCAUAUUUUCCUUAGUGUGUCUGAGUCCGUUAAUGUAGGCCAUAUUUCUUUGAUCAGUGGUGCCACUGACAAGGACACUGGGAAAAAUAACUCAGUUCAAAGUUAUGUGCUCCAGCCAGAUGAUGGAAUGUUCAGCCUUACUGUGGAAACUAGUGUGGAUGGAUCUACUAACCUGGGGGUUAAAGUCUUAAAUAAACUAGACCGUGAGACCCAAGACUUUUAUAGUUUAGAGGUCAUUGCAGAGGAUGGGGGACAUCCACCCAAUGUGGGAACACUGUCCAUUUCUUUAACAGUUACAGAUGCAAAUGAUAAUAAUCCAUUCUUUCUGAAUGCCGACUUUAAUAUUUCAGUUCCUGAAGAUUAUCCUGUGAAAUCCACAAUUAUAAAGUUUUCGGCUGAUGACAAAGACAUUGGUUUGAAUGGAAAACUUGUAUUUCAAUUUAGUUCAAGAACUUCCCCCAGAGUUAGAAAUAUUUUGGCUGUUAAUGAAAGUACUGGUGUGUUGUACUCCACUAGACAACUGGACUAUGAAGAAGAUCCAGAAUUCCAGUUCUUUGUUGAGGUACAUGACCACGGCAAUCCUUCUCUUUCAUCCCAAGCCUCUGUUAUUGUUAAUGUACUCGAUGUGAAUGACAAUGCACCAGAACUUAUCCUUACUCUGCAUGAAGCAAUGCACAGACUUCCAGAAAAUAUAGAAAUGGAAACAUUUAUUGGUUACGUUUCUGUGUCAGACAAGGACAGUGGGCAAAAUGGUGAAGUGGCUUGUGAUAUUUCAGAUGAACAUUUCAAACUGAUGAAGUUUUCUGAAUUUAAUUAUUACAAAAUUAUUGUCGACAAGCCAUUGGAUUUUGAAACACUGCAAAAACAUAAUGUCAGUGUCACAUGUACAGAUAUGGGAAUUCCAUCGAAAAGUACUUCUUCAUUAUUUAAUAUCCAAGUUUUAGAUGUAAAUGACAGUCCUCCAAUGUUUCCCAAUGAAGUUAUAGCUGGAAACAUUACAGAAAACAAUAAAAUUGGCCAGUUUAUUCUCCAGUUGUCUGCUACAGAUGUGGAUGGCCCAGGAAAUAACAAUGUUACAUUUGCCAUUUUGGAAGAUUCAUCCAACAUGGUUAGAGUGUCGUUGUUGGGAGAGGUGACUGCAAAUAAAUCGUAUGACAGGGAAGAAACCAUAACAUUUCAGUUUAUUGUUAUAGCGCAGGAUUCAGGCUCCCCUUCUCUGUUUUCAACAGCAACAGUGGUUGUAUUAGUCCUAGACCAGAACGACUCCCCUCCGCGCUUUACACAGUCAUCCUUCACAAUGGCUGUGGUAGAAAACACACCAGCGGAAGUGGUCAUUGGAAAGGUCACUGCAAUAGAUCCAGAUGAACAGAAUGAGUUUUAUUUUUCAUUCUUCAUAGACAAUAAUGUAACAGAGUAUUUCUCCAUUGAAUCGGAUACUGGUACAAUUGUAACAGAUAAAGUUAUGGUUUUUCAAGCUGGAACCCAUCUUGAAUUUGGGGUAGUGGUUGUGGAUCUGGUGAAUCCAGCCCUCAUUGACUUUGCAAAUGUGACCGUUAACAUAACAGAUGAUUAUGACCUUGCUCCGACCAUCACCUUCCCACAAAAUGACUCAGUCACUGUAACUUUUGGCACUGUAGUUGGCAGCAUCUUCACAACUGUACAGGCCCAUGAUGACAAAUCCAAUGACAAACUGACUUUUUCUAUAAACUAUGGCAAUAAGAAAGACUUGUUUUUUAUUAACUCUAUUUCUGGAGAGGUAAUAAUAGCAAGGGAGAUUACUGCAGCAGAUGCUGGCACAUAUGAGAUCAUAAUUGGAGUGCACGAUGCUGGAACACCAAGACAUUCUUCAUUUGCCAAGCUGUAUGUAGUUGUGACCGGUCCAGCAGCCAGUGCCAGCACUCUUAACGACAACAUCAUCAUCGUGGUCAUUCUGGUGUGUGUCACUCUCGUGCUCAGUCUGGCAAUCAGUGUCAUCAUCUGUCUGAUUCGAAAAAUAGACACAAACCGAAAGAAACGUAGACUUGCCCAAAGUCGAGUUAAAACGAUAUACACGAUAGAGAAUGAGGAGUACUGUGUGGAUGAGAAAGACAGUGGCAUUGAAGAAGAAAAGUUAAAAGAGCUGGAGAUAAAUAUUGAUGACAAUGCAACAUUUGAGGACAAUUCAUUACCAAGUCCAGCCAGCUACACAGGUCAUGACAGGAGUUUCUCUUCUACGGGUCUCACUCCACGCAAGUUGGUCCACUUCGAUGAUGCUGCAAUAUUCUCCAAGAUGAUUGAUGCUGUCAGUGACUCGUCGGGAGGGACGGACAGUGGGAGAGGCUGCAGUGACGAGGAGAACCACAGUGUCAGGGGAUCGCUGCAGAUUCUCAAACACAGUGAUUCAAUAUACAGUAUAGGAAGUUAUGUCUAACCCAGGAAGAUCUCCACCCUACAAGUGGAGAUAACUGGAACUGUUGCGUAUAUUUAUCUCCCAUGCGCUGGACAACUUUACAAGUGCUCUGUGAAUGUGCAAUAUGUCGAUGGUGUUUGUAUACUUCAGGAAUAUGCUGUGUAAUAUAUUCUAAACUUCACUGCGAGAUCUCAUUGUUUCCACAAACACAUCUGAAAGUGAAGCAGUUUUACAUCGCUGGUGACACUAAGCAGUUGUGUUUCGUUUUCAAGGAUCAACCUAUCAUUAUAUAAUGGCAGACAAUAACAAUAGUAGUAUAUGAAUGAUGCUGUACUGGAUUUUGUGAAAUGUAAAAGAAAUCUUUCAAAACAUUGUUUUAGCAACAACAGCUAUUACAGUCACAGACCCUCAUUUCAACCCAUACAUUUUUUUGUUAAUUUACAAAGAGUGAAACAAAAGUGAUGUUGAAAUACCCUUAAAAAUAGACUAAAACUCGACUCCAUAAAUGCAUUUUGUGAUAUUAGAAAUACCCGGAUGACCAGAAACACUUCAGAUUUAUGGAAAUGGAGAAUCUAAGCAAUACAAUAUACGUAAAGUAUUAUUUCAUUUGUCAAAAACAGCUCUAAUAGUGAAAAAUAUACCUUAGUAAUUAAAAACUAGGGUCUGUCACUUUAAAAAACAAGAGAGAUAUAAAGAAUUAUGGAAUGAGACAACAGCAAAAUCCAAGGUACUAAAUGCUAUGCAAAGAAGACCUGUGGCAUGAUAUGGUUCUGAAGAUUGUGAAGCAAAAUAAGGAAUUUAGGACUAUACUGGGUUGUCUACAACAGUAGACAUUUAUAACUAGUUGUAAGCAACAAGAACUAAAACCAAACAAAACAGGGGGAGAGUAUAGGCUGCAGUGUCAGACAAUCUUCUCUUGUCUUGUCUACCAUUACCAGAACACAGAAGUUAUGUCUUGAUGUAAUGACUUGUUGUUUCUAGUGAUGUUCAAUAUGUUCUGUGUUGUGUUUGAACAUCUCACCUGAAGGAACUAGUUAUGUUACUGUGUAUACCAUGAUGACAAAAUAUAUUGCCAUAAAAACUUUUCUUGAAGUCAUGAAUGAGAACAAUGGGUUUGAAAAGAGUCACAAGAUGGAGAAGGUAGAUAAAGAUCUGGGAAUACAUAUAAUCAUUCAGUGAACCACACUGGAAGUGAGAUCUAAUUCACCCAUCUGUGUGUGUGUGUAAGUGUUAUUGAUUACUAACAGAAAUGUGACUGCUUAAAACUGCUGAAUUGUGUGAAAACAGAUUGAUGUUUUUCAUUGUGUGUGUAAAAUCAUUGUACAUUGAUGUAAUUUAUUUUUAAGCUAUCGUAGAGUGUGUAUUGCUUUUGGUGACUUAAUACUGAAUAAUUGUUUUAGCUUCUCAUCUAACCUGACAAUGUUUUGUGUGCAUACAUACAUACAUAUAUAAGUUGCAAAUUGAUUUAAACAUAUAGGAUUGGCUGCUCUAUGAUAAUUACCUACUUGUCAAAUCCAAACUAUCCACCGAGUCUGAAAUUAAGACUUCAUAUACCAAUGUCUACAACUGACAUACAAAAUAACCGUACAAGUCCAAGGUCCAUUAAUAAUUUGUAAGAAAUGGAAUACUACAGUUGUUCCCAUAGACAUCAUUUAUCUUACAACUCAUUUUAUAUUUUAAAAAUGUAUCCAAUUUACUUUUGCUUUUUCAAGAUUCGUAAAUGAUAUUUAGUGAUCACACAUAUAGUAUUUUUUGUUUAUGUUUUCAAAACAUGUACAGGCACAUCCACUAUUACAUCUUAGAGUAAAAGCAAGAAAACAAUGUUCUGUAAAGUAUUUCACAUUUUUUUUUUUUUUUUUUUAUAAAUUAUUGGAUCACUUUAUUGUUCUGAACAUAUUAUUUUGGGCAAAAUAAAUGCCAUUUCGCCAGCUAGAUUAGUGCAUGUAAACAUUUAUCUAAGAUAACUUGAUAUAAUUACUUUGCAGUUAGUAUUUUCUUGGUGCUUUGUUUUAAUAAGGUGGAAUAAAUCUAUCUGCCCUUCAAUGCUAUGAACACUGCAUAAUCUUCAGGCAUUUUGUAAACCAUUAUUCAGCAAUAAGUCCACUCAGCAUGUACUUCGAUAGUUACCAUGGUUACUUAUACAGUUUUUAUUUAGCUGUAAUGAUUCAUUGCCAGUAGGUAUUUGUGUACAAAGUACAAAGUGUACAAAGUAUUAAUGUUCGGGUUUUUUUUAUCAAUCACACCAUUAUGUACCUGGUUUGCUCAAAUGUACAUAAAUGUAAAUUUAGUAUAUUACUCAUUCCAUUAUAAAUGUUGCAUUGAUGGUUUAGUGGUUAAGCGAUCAGCAUCAGCCAAAGUUUUACCGACUGUGAUGUGUGUAGGACCACUACCCUAACUUCAGAGCAAGUUUUACUGGCUCAGUGUGGGUGUGUAGGACCACUACACCAGCUUCAGAGCAAGUUUUACUGGCUCAGUGUGGGUGUGUAGGACCACUACACCAGCUUCAGAGCAAGUUUUACUGGCUCGGUGUGGGUGUGUAGGACCACUACACCAACUUCAGAGCAAGUUUUACUGGCUCAGUGUGAGUGUGUAGGACCACUACACCAGCUUCAGCUUCAGAGCAAGUUUUACUGGCUCAGUGUGAAUUUGUAGGACUACUACACCAGCUUCAGCUUCAGAGCAAGUUUUACUGGCUCAGUGUGGGUGUGUAGGACCACUACACCAGCCUCAGAGCAAGUUUUACUGGCUCAGUGUGGGUGUGUAGGACCACUACACCAGCUUCAGCUUCAGAGCAAGUUUUACUGGCUCAGUGUGAAUUUGUAGGACUACUACA